CUCAAACGAAUGCAAGCAAGCCGCCAGUCCUCGCACAACAUUCUGGGAGGCCCUUCGACAUCUGAUGGCUGCCGCUGCCAGGAUCAUGAAUUGCUCGAGUUUGCUCAGUAUGGUGGAACAAAAGCUGAAUCAUCAAUGUGACCAAUCGCUCACAUGAUUGACUUCAAGCAAUGUUCAAGUUCAUCAUGCCCUCAAACGAGUGAUAAUACAAUGCAGACGCAAGCGAGGCCCUUGAAGCAGAGGAGCCUGAAGUCGUUCUUUUCACCUGCAAGGGCCUGCAAGGAGGGGAGAGACGGAACCCUGGACCAGGAUAUGGGGGUGGAUGGCGCUUCCGGCCAGAAGGGGCUUUCAGGGCCCCACCCGCCAACGAAUCUCGCGGUUGUCAAUGGGCAAAAUGGUGUUGCACACGUGAGCGGGGCAGCAAUCCAUGAGGGCACACGGAAACGGAAGCAAAGGAAAGCUAGUGCCGAGGAUUCUGGCGCAAUUAAGGUAGCGGCAUCUGGGGAACUGAAAGCGGAAGAGGCAGGGGGUCAGCCGCAAGGAGGAAGAGGGGCCACCACAACAGCGGACGUUCAGCAAAGCAAGAAAAGGAAGCGGAAAGAGUACGGAGCGAAACCAGCGGUAGCGAAUGGGAGUGAGAGUUCUUGCAAGGAUUUGCCCAGUGAAAGACCUGUGGGAUUAGUGGCGGGGGGGGCAUCUGCCGCUGUCUUGGCCCUUCCGAAGCCUGGCCCACUUACAGAGAGACCGGCCGCCAGCGACGCUGCUGAAGGGAUCAGCCGAAGCUUCCUCCCGAAACCGCCGAGCGAAAGCCCAGCAUCCCCUGAGAGUUUUGCGACUGCUCGGGUUGCGACAUCUGAUGGGUUUUCUGGUGGUAGUGAGCCGGCCACUCUAGUUACUCCCCCAACUGUACAGCAAGACGGGACUGACAGAAAGAGCAUGGGAGAAAGGGUGGAGAGCCCUCCCGUUGGAUGGACGGACACUGCUACCAUGUCGCACAGCCAAGCAAUGGAAGCAGGCGGGGAUGAAAAGCCAGGCUGCUGUUUAGGGGCGUCGCCUAGCGGGUUGGAUUCAAAGCUGACAUGUGUAGAGGCUUCCGCAGUCUGCGAAGGCCAUCUAGCAAACUCCAAUGCUGCGAUCGGCGAUUGGAGCGAAGCCGAGCAAGCGGAGGAUGUCAAUGGUGAAACUAAGCGAGCCCAGUUGGGGCUCCUCAGUGAGCCGUUAGAAGGGCCAUUAGACGAUGGGCUUCAGCAAUUUGACAAGGGGAAUCAGAGGUGCUCUGCACCAGCGGAGCAGGCAGCCUCUCCUGUUAGAAAAGGCGUCAGGGCCAGGAAACUCAGCAGGAAAGCAGAUGAGCUGCUUCAGUACUCUCCGGAAGAAGCGAGGGGGGUUAGCGGGCUGGGAUUGAGGCGCAGGCCGGAGGGUGGGCAGGAGGAGGGAGCGGGGUUGCAGAAGGAGGGGCGGGGGGCACGGACCGAGCUUGGAGUCCUGGACUUUGGCGAACAGGUAACGGGAAUGCGACCGGACGGGAGUCUAGUCGAAUUGUCCCGGUGGGCAGCUGAGCUGGAUGAAGAAACGAGCGUUGUUCCUGAACUAGGAGAAGGGGACAGGCCAAGCGGGCCAGGAGAGGGGCUGCGGGAAAGGAAGAGUGAGCGGGAUCGUGGGGAAAGAGCAGCCAAUGCGCGUCAAGAUGCAAAGAUGGGAGAGGGAGAUGUUCCCAAUUCUCAAGGUCGGAGGGGGAAGGUGAAGGCAGAACCGGAGCGGGAGCAAAACGGGAAGAAACGCCAGAAGGAGAAGAAAGGGAUGGAGAGGCGGAAGAAAGCGGAAGGGGCUGGAGAAGGGGCGUCAGAGAGGGGUGCAGAAGGGGGCGAACAACACGAUGUUGCCAUGUUUGAGACUGACAAGGAGGAGGGUCCUAAAAAGGACGAUCCUGCAAAGGAGAAGGAACUAGAGGGAGGGGUCGACAGCCAGCGAGGGAACAGGGUGCGGUUGUUACAGACAGAGGGGUCGGGACCGUCGAAGCAAGGCAACAGCAACGGGUUGUUGGAAACGGGAGGAUGCGCGGAGGCCGACACAGAGCCAGAUCGAAGCGGGGGGCUGACACCGCUGGGAAAGGAGCAGAAGAUAGCGGAACUGGCUGACGUCUGCUUGCGGGCGAGCCAGAGUGCGGAGUCUCCGGCGCCGUCCAAAAAGCCUCAGAAACGCGCGCCGGGGACGCCUAAGAGUGAGCGGAAGCCAGCGGUAGCGGGCGCUGGCCCCGUCAUGAAGACAUGCGUCAAUUGCGGGAGAACGGGGCCUCCCACUGUGGGCCAGUACUAUGGGCACCCUUUUUCGGGAGAGCCGUGCUGCGCGUUUUGCUUCCACCCAACCAAGAAAGCGAGGAGGAAGGCGAUCGAAGAGGGGCGGGAUCCCGACGAGGCCGUACGGGCGCUGCUUCUGGACAGGAAGAGGAGGUACAAGAACGGAGAAUUGGAGACGCGGAAGAGUAGGACGCAAGGGAGUGCUCAGCUUCCGUCGAGCCCCGUGCCGCCGUUCACGAAAGCGCCGCGGUCGCCCCGGAAAGUGGUGAAACCGGGGGGGCCGGUCAAGCUGGCGUGGCAGAGCCGGUUCGAAGCGGGCGGCGCCAUUUCCGGUGGGUCUCCGUCCGUGGGCGUGCUUGAGUCCGGCGGAAAGAGAAGGGAAGCGCCGCCAAACGGAAACUCGCGGAUCCCCGCAUCCUUGGGAGGGGCGUCCCCUAGGGCCAAGCCCGCAAAAAGCCGGCCGAAACGGGUUGCAGAACAGUCUCAGAGCGAAGGAAAAGUCGCCUCUCCUGGGGGCACGAAGCGGAAGAAGGGGCCCGAGGCGGGCAGCCCCCAGGGGAAGAAACGGAAGUUGGACUCUGGAAUCGGCUCUCUCAAGCCAGUCAGUCCGGCCAAGGAUGCGGUUGCGCCUGGGAAGGGGAAGGGGGCAAAGGGGACUCCCAAACCAGUCCAAACGCUAUCCAAAUCCAGUCGAAACGCUAACCCAUCCCUGCUUCAAACAACCCAAACGCUAUCCAAACCCAGUCGAAAGCUUCCCCAAUCCCCGCAGAAAAGUCCCUUACAGAAACUCCUUAGCAGGCCCCCUAAAACACGCCCCCCUAUGCUGAAGAGCCCCGCAAAGGUUGAAGCUUCGAGCAAGCGUCCGAAAACGAAGGACCGCUCAGCGCCGGCUCCUCCGGCUGUUUCACACCGCCUGGAAACCCCGCCGACCACACCGAAGGCAGAGCGACUAGAGGCCAGUGUGAAAAGGCCGGCCAGUCGCACCAUCUCGGAGAUUCUCAGGGACCCGUACCCUGUUGUCCCGUCUGCUGGCGGUGAUGACGUCAGGACAAGCGACGUCGCGAGUGGCUCUGGUGAGAGCCUGGCCGCCGCGCUUGCGGCGUUCAGGGAGCGGAAGAGAGACGAAGGCGUUUUUCACGAGAUGCCGCUGAAGAACGCACCCCCAAAGACGCUCAUGGGGCGCAAGUGCAAGGUGUACUGGCCGAUGGACGACACGUUCUAUCCGGGGGUGGUCUAUCAGUACAACAACCAGACGGGGAAGCACAAGAUUCUGUACGAGGACGGGUACGAGGAGGUCAUCCACCUUGCGGACCAGCGCAUCCAGAUCCAGGUCUUCCCGGAAAGGGACCCCAUCCUAGUUACAGACCCGGGCACUGAGGGGGAGGCCGGCCCACGGGCGGCGAAUGGGGGCGCGAAGAAGAAACGGAAAAGGGAGCAGUCGAGCGACGGCGGAACGGAAGGACCGGAAGCGGAGCUGAGGCGGAACGGGCUGCCGAGCGAGGGGGACGCCGUCUGGGGGAAGGUCAAAGGUCACGCGCCGUGGCCGUGCUUGGUGAUGAACGAAGAGCAGGCGGAGCGCGUGGCGCUCGAGCCGGGCCCCCGCGAGACGGCAGCCACCACCGUUCCCGUCCAGUUCUUUGGAACGUGCGAGGUCGGAAGGCUGCGCGGCGAGCAGGUGGAGACGUUCCAAUCGGGGCUGGACAAGGGGCUUCACAAGAAGCUCAAGGCCGGCAACUUCCUGCAAGCCCUCCAGGAAACGGAAGCCUACUUGCGGCACCGCCAGCUGCCCCCCGGCAUGCAGGCCAUCUUUUCUCCGGCUGACGACUCCAGCAGCGGCGAGGAAGAGCAGCUCCCUCCCAGCCCCCGCAAACCCGCACCCGAACCCGAACCCACCCCAAACCCGAGCCCGAGACCCCCGCCAAAACCCCCCCUAAACCCCCGGUCAAGCCCGCGGCGCCCCCGCCGAGACUGCCGAUCCAGUGCCAAGCGCAGCUCACGGUGCACGCGCUUGGGAUGAUUGUCCAGUCCAAGAACUUCCACACCUCGUCGCAUAUUUUCCCCGUCGGGUUUCGGUCGACCCGCUUGUUCUUCAGCAUGAAAAAUCCCGAGAGGCGUGUCAGCUACACAAUGGAGAUCCUAGCGGGGAACAGAAACGGUGCGGCUGCGCCCCUCUUCCGUAUCACACCGGAAGACGGCCCGCCAAUGAAGGGGUAUGACACGCGCGCGCUGUGGUUGGACAUCGCCCAGCAGAUUGGCGAGGUUCGGGAGCGGCUAGGCCAGGCGGGGGGCGCACCGUACUUCAAAUCUGGGCCGUCCAUGUUUGGCUUCUCCGACGUCAAGAUCGUGCCUCUCAUUGAGUCCCUCCCAAACGCCCGCGAGUGGUGCACCAACUACGCCGCCUGGCACGACGGACACCCCCCCGCCCACC
Klebsormidium nitens is the source of this 4725-nucleotide messenger RNA. Lineage: Eukaryota; Viridiplantae; Streptophyta; Klebsormidiophyceae; Klebsormidiales; Klebsormidiaceae. The record is from the annotation of a GenBank genome assembly.